AUGUCGGCCUCCACAGGCAUCCGCGUCGGCUUGAACAAGGGCUUCCUUGUGACAAAGCGGCCCACACCUGAGCGUCCCUCCCGCAGAAAGGGAAAAAGGACAACUCGUGUUCAAGCCAUUCGAGAGAUCGUUCGUCAAGUCGCCGGCUUCGCCCCUUAUGAAAGGAGGAUUCUUGAUCUUAUCAAGGUCGGCACCGCGGCCACAAACAAGAGGGCACUCAAGUUCGCAAAGAAGCGCCUAGGCACUCAUAAGAGGGGCAAGGCGAAGAGAGAGGAGCUCACCCAGGUGGCGGCUGCAAUGAAGAAGAAGACCGCAGCUUAA
Messenger RNA from Cyclospora cayetanensis, 321 nucleotides. Its product is annotated as 60S ribosomal protein L36-A. The transcript has 2 exons. Gene Ontology annotation, biological process: cytoplasmic translation. Bases 1 to 321 code for a protein of 106 amino acids. Lineage: Eukaryota; Apicomplexa; Conoidasida; Eucoccidiorida; Eimeriidae. Gene Ontology annotation, cellular component: cytosolic large ribosomal subunit; ribosome. Gene Ontology annotation, molecular function: structural constituent of ribosome. The record is from RefSeq and is a predicted model, not a curated record.